This is a messenger RNA of Sparassis crispa, 2061 nucleotides long. RefSeq names its product MICOS complex subunit MIC60. NCBI's taxonomy places the organism in Eukaryota, Fungi, Basidiomycota, Agaricomycetes, Polyporales, Sparassidaceae. The coding region runs from base 1 to 2061 and encodes 686 amino acids. Gene Ontology annotation, cellular component: MICOS complex. Gene Ontology annotation, biological process: cristae formation. The transcript has 4 exons. The record is from RefSeq and is a predicted model, not a curated record.
AUGUAUCGUGCGCUGUCUGUUCCGAAGGGGGUAGGGACGUCUGUCGCGCGGGGCGCUGUUAGGGUAGUCCGUCGGCGGCUGGCCACGGAAACUCCAGCAGCAGCGCCCAAGAAGAGGAAGAACGUCUUCCGCCGGAUAGUGUUUUUCACUGCGGCUGGUACGGCGACUUUCUACGCGGGCGGCGCGUUCAUCGCGGUUAAAUUCCCGCCUUACGGUGACAUCUUCGUGCAAAACGUCCCCGGAGCUGCCACCGCUGUCCAGUAUGCAGAAGACCAUAACUGGGACACUCUAACAGUGCAGAAGACUCUCGAUUUUGGGCUGAACGCGUUUGAUUACGCUCGGGGCCUCGUCACAGGUGAACGCCAUGGUGAGAGGACACCCACGGCUCUGGAGAAGACACGGGAAGCAAUGGAGAUGACGAAGGAUGUCGCCGUCAAGACAAAAGAGGCUGCCAUUCGCGUUGCACAGGUCUCCAAGUCCUCAGCGACUGACUUGAUCCAGGAGUCGAAGGACAGAAUUAAAUCGGUCACGAGCGGACUGAAGACUUCGGUGGAGAGGAACGAGGCUGAGAUCUCCAAGAAGAGCGCGAAGGCGGCAGCCAUUGCGCGUAGUCAGUCCGCGGAGUUCUCAGAAGGUGUAGAGGACCUAGUGCAACGCGCAGAAGCUGCGCUUGCUGACAAGCCCGCUGAUACGGUCCCUCCAGAGGUUAUUACUACUCCCACUGAGCCCACUGUGGUUCCUGAAACUGUCCCCGCUCCCGCCAACGGACCAGAGGAAGUUACAGUACGCAACGUCUAUAAUAUCCCUCUACCCAUUGGUUUCGAGCCACCACCCGGCUACUCGCGUCCUACACCUUCGAAACCCACCCCUGUAGCGUCUGAAUUCGUACCGGCGGAGCAGUCGGUACUUGAACCAUUGCCCCUUGUCGCUCCCGUUGUUGCCGAAUUCAGCGCGUCGGAACCAUUUAUCGCGCAGCUUGCCACCGUUAUCGACGACCUCGCGUCAUACCUUAAUGCCAACCCUACCGCGGCGGACAAGGCCCGGGAUAUCCUUGACACAGCAAAGGUGGACCUGACGGGUCUUGCGAGCCGUAUUGAGCAAGUGAAAGAACAAGAGCGCGCUAAGCUCGAAGCGACAUUGGACGAGCAGACUCGCGACUACACAAUCAAGCUGCUGCAGCUGGAGAUGGAGGCUCAGGAUAAGCUGGACAACCAGGAGAAUGACUUUAGGAAGUACUUCGAAGAGGAGAAGGCUAAGUUCGUUCAUGCAUACCGGGAGAAGCUCAACCAUGAGCUUCAAACACAGAGCGAGAUCAUCAAUGAACGCCUCAAAGAGGAAGUCAUCGCUCAGGGCAUCGAGAUGCAGCGUCGGUGGAUCCGCGAGAUCAAGGUGCGCGUCGAACAGGAGCGCGGUGGCCGCUUAGCCAAGCUCGACGAGCUCGCGAGCAACUUGAAGCGCCUUGAGCGCAUCGCGGUCGACAACUCUGCGUACCUCGACGAGAACAUCCGGAUACACGCGCUCUGGUCUGCCCUGCGUGCGUUGAACAGCAGCGUCGACGCUCCCGUGCGGAAGCCCUUCCGCGAGGAGCUGCGCGUCCUCCGCCAUAUCGCCGCGGCGCGCGAGGACCCCAUCGUCUCGUCAGUGCUGGAAAUGUUGGAGGCCUCGGACGUUCCGGACGUCGGCGUGGAGCCCUUCGCCGACCUCGCAUCGUGGUUCUCAACAUCUGUAUCACCGCGCGUCUCCAGCGUCGCUCUUGUGCCGGACGAGAACGCCGGUGUGCUUUCGCACCUGGCAUCGCACCUGUUUUCGACGUUCCAGUUCCCGCGUCAUGGCCUCGUACCUGGGAGCGACGUGCUCAGCGUACUUGCACGGGCUGAGUACCACAUGAACGAGAAGGACCUGGACAGUGCGGCGCGUGAGCUCAAUCAGCUCAAGGGCACAGCGAAGGUUCUGCUGACCGACUGGCUCGAUGCUGCUCGCAAGAGGCUAGAGGUCCUGCAGGCAUUGGAGGUUGUUCAGGCGCAGGCGACGCUUGCUUCGCUCCUGGUUGCCCAUGAAUAA